AUGUGGAAUGAUGACACUUUCUGGGAACAGCUAUGGUCUCCCGACAACAUUCAUAGUGUUAAUGAUGUUUUUGCCAUGAUCCCUGCUGAUGAUAUUAGAAAGCUGAGAGAGGACUCACCAAAGAAUCUAGCCACCUUAUGUUACAAAACAUUGGAGAAGUUACAGCAUGCUAGAGAUCAUCCAAAUGAAUGUGGAAAGAAGGUUAUUAAUUGCGAUCGACUGUUAACGAGCUAUAUUGCGCCUGACAUGUUGAAGAUGCGGAGUGGAGAGGCUAUUACUGGGCUUCGAUACCUACCGGAGAUUGCCGGCAGAGGCCAAUGGGCAAGUUGUACUUCUGGUAUUCUUGGUGAUAUCUCCUAUUUUGUCCAGGAUUCACUGUUGGAGGCGUCAAGAGAACCUCUUGUUGAGGUCGCUCUACAGGUGCUGAUCGUGUGCCUGGACAAGGAUAAUCAACCACAAGCCGAUGAAACCGGUUACUCAGACAAUUACUUCAUAAACUAUUUGGGAAGAAUUCAUCGUGAAGAAGAUUUCGAUUUUAUGUUGAAGGGGAUGACGAGAUUACUUAGUAAUCCACUGCAGUCCACAUACCUUCCAAACUCUGCUAAGAAGAUUAACUUCCAUCAAGAAUUGCUGGUUUUAUUAUGGAAAUGUUGCGAAUAUAACCAGAAAUUCAUGUUCUAUGUACUGAAAACGUCGGAUGUGCUCGAGAUUCUCGUGCCAAUUUUGUAUCAUAUUACUGAGUCAAGAAAUGAUCCGACACGCGUCGGUCUGAUCCAUAUGGGUGUGUUCCUCGUGCUGCUUCUUAGCGGAGAAAGGAAUUUCGGUGUACGCCUCAAUAAGCCCUACAUAGCCAAAGCCGCGAUUGAUAUUCAGGCAUUUACUGGAACUCAUGCGGACCUAUUGAUAAUCGUACGUUUUUGGUUUUCCACAAGUUGA
This is a messenger RNA of Ostertagia ostertagi, 936 nucleotides long. NCBI's taxonomy places the organism in Eukaryota, Metazoa, Nematoda, Chromadorea, Rhabditida, Trichostrongylidae. The record is from the annotation of a GenBank genome assembly.